AAGCAAAUCAUCCAUGAUCCAAGUCGUGGUGCCCCGCUGUCGGUCGUUCACUUCCGUGACCCGUACAACUUCAAGCUGCGCAAACAGCUGUUCAUCGUCGCCGAAGGUAUGUUCACCGGACUGUUUGUGUACUGCGGAAAGCGCGCCCAGCUGCAGAUCGGUAAUGUGCUGCUAAUCGGUCUGAUGCUGGAAGGUACUAUUGUGUGCAACCUGGAGGAGAAGACCAGUGAUGGUGGCAAGUUGACCCGUACCUCGGGUAACUACGCUUCCGUGAUUGCCCACAAUCCGGACACCAAGCGUACCCAUUUCAAGCUGCCAUCGGGUGCCAAGAAGGUCCUGCCAUCGGCCAACCGUGCCAUGGUUGGUAUUAUUGCUGGCGGUGGUCGUAUCGGCAAGCCUAUCCUGAAGGCCGUUCGUGCCUACCACAAGUACAAGUCUAAGCGUAACUGCUGGCCAAAGGUACAUGGUGUUGCUAUGAACCCCGUCGAACAUCCCCAUGGUGGUGGUAACCAUCAGCACAUUGGUAAGGCCUCGACCGUCAAGCGAGGAACUCCACCAGGUUGCACGGUCGGUCUUAUUGCUGCCCGUCGUACCGGUCGUAUCCGAGGUGGUAAGGGAGAGGAGAAGUUCAAGGAGAAGGAGAAGAAGUAAGGCACUAGCUGGAGAAGACGGAUUGCAUCCUGAGUUGCAGUUUUGUGUACUGAUAAGCGUAAGGAUCGAUAUCGUUCUGCUGUUUUGAAAUACGCGGGGUAAAGAUAGUAAAGACCGAGUGAAGGAUUAAUAUGGAAUGCUUGGAAAUAAACAAGGAAAUUCCAA
Messenger RNA from Ochlerotatus camptorhynchus, 816 nucleotides. RefSeq names its product large ribosomal subunit protein uL2-like. Gene Ontology annotation, biological process: cytoplasmic translation. The coding region runs from base 109 to 651 and encodes 180 amino acids. Gene Ontology annotation, cellular component: ribosome; cytosolic large ribosomal subunit. Lineage: Eukaryota; Metazoa; Arthropoda; Insecta; Diptera; Culicidae. The record is from RefSeq and is a predicted model, not a curated record. Gene Ontology annotation, molecular function: RNA binding; structural constituent of ribosome. The transcript has a single exon.